Molecule: messenger RNA, 909 nt
Organism: Trametes versicolor FP-101664 SS1
Lineage: Eukaryota; Fungi; Basidiomycota; Agaricomycetes; Polyporales; Polyporaceae
Exons: 1
Biological process (GO): regulation of transcription by RNA polymerase II
Cellular component (GO): nucleus
Molecular function (GO): RNA polymerase II transcription regulatory region sequence-specific DNA binding; DNA-binding transcription activator activity, RNA polymerase II-specific
Source: RefSeq, a predicted model, not a curated record
AUGGCACCAUCCAACCUCCAAGGCCUCAACAUCGUCCACCCCGUUCAGCCGCCGAAUCCAUACCUCUCAGACGCCGACCUCCUCUCCGUCGCACCCUUCCCCGACUUGAACGCCCAACUCGACCUAUGGACAAACCUUAACUUCCAAUCGGACGAACCUCUCGUCUCACACCGCGCUAGCGAGAGCGUGCACAAGAACAGCCUUGAUGGCAAGCGUGGCCUUCUGGACGAGAGCACCGAGGAGGACUCCGAACGCUACCAUGAGCACGACGAAGAGCUGCAGCGCAGUGGCAUUGCCGAGACGCAGGCGCACGAGAAUGUGGUGAUGGGAACCGUCCUCCCCCCGACCGGCUCUAUCCACUCUGGUCAGCCCUCUGUGGGCGAUUCGUCCGCGGGCCAGCUCCCGCCGUUCGACCUGAACAGCAUCCUUGCGGGCUUCGGAAUCGACCCGUUCAUGAUCCCCCCCGCGCCCGCGCCCCAGGCCGCGCUGCCCUCUCACCCCGCGAACACGAUCGCCCAGCUGCUCUCCAUGCACGCCACGUUCCGCCCGGGCACCCAACCCCUGUCCCCUCCCGCGUCUGUCCAGUCUUCGCAGUCGCAGGCGCCUAGCCCCGCCGCCGCCACUACGAAGCGGGCACGCACCGCACGCAACUCUAUCUCCUCGCCGUCCGACGCCUCCCAGGCUGGCAGCCCUGUGGACGGCAGCGAGGACAAGCCCGGUGUCCCGGCCACGGAGGACAAGCGUCGCAGAAACACCGCCGCGUCCGCGCGGUUCCGGCUCAAGAAGAAGGAGCGCGAGGCCGCGCUCGAGCGCAAGGCGAAGGAGCUCGAGGUCCGCGUCGGCGAGCUCGAGAAGGAGUGCGAGGCGCUCCGGCGGGAGAACGGUUGGCUGAAGGGCCUCGUCGUCGGC